CUACAGGCUGAACCCAAAGAAGGGGUCAAGAACGAUGUGGUAGACAGCAGCAGUCUCUUGCGCAACCGCCCUCGCACUGAGAGAGAGCUGACAGUCUUCCUCGAGAAACGACCCAAGUCACUGGACGAAAUGCUCAGGCUGGUAGAGACAGGCGAUCGCAUUCAAUCCGAUGAACCAGGCGAGACAAUAGUGCCCAUCUACACCAACUACGGCGUCAACCAGCCUGUGCCGUUCUCGUGCACACCCCUUACGACAGUGGAAGACAUCAUCCGCACACUUUACGAGCGGAGAACCAUCCACACUGACGACAUGCAGGCAAUGCUACUAAGCCCCUACAUCGAUGUGGUUGUCCCUGCGAAGACCUCUAUUCUGUACUUUCGAGAUGAGGUGACUCUGCACUGCGUUAAACGCAAACGCAAGGCGUCUACCGAUGUGAUGAACGCGCACAUGUCCGCCUACUUUGCCAACGCCUCCAUAAGCCCUCCCAGCGGACCAGCCGAGAUGAACACCACUACCAACACACACACACACACGAACACAAACACGGACACGCACACAAACACAGACACAAGCACAGACACAAACACAAUCACAGACACAAACACAAUCACGAGCACAAUCCAUGCAGACCCCCUAGACGAUCAGACACCUUCUCUCACAAGCACGCCAAGCGAACCGGUACUCUUGGACACCGCGAGUGCGACGGAACGCGAUGAAGCAGAUGUCGUCAAUCACAAGACAGAUGAUGUGAUCGAAGAAGCAGAUGAUGUGAUCGAAGAAGCAAAUGUCGUCAAUCACAGGACAGAUGAUGUGAUCGAAGAAGCAGAUGAUGUGAUCGAUGAAGCAGAUGUCGUUAAUGCCAGGACAGAUGAUGUAAUGGCUGUGUCUAGCAUGAUCACGGUGUGUCUGAUGAAGCCCAAGGGUGUGAUGAAGGUGGCGCUCGACCGAGAGAAGGCCGGAGUGGUCUACAAGAGGUGGGGACAUGCGUGUACAUGUAUGUAG
This is a messenger RNA of Sphaeroforma arctica JP610, 1002 nucleotides long. RefSeq lists its product as hypothetical. NCBI's taxonomy places the organism in Eukaryota, Ichthyosporea, Ichthyophonida. The record is from RefSeq and is a predicted model, not a curated record. Bases 130 to 1002 code for a protein of 290 amino acids. The transcript is spliced from 4 exons.